Molecule: messenger RNA, 5315 nt
Organism: Ogataea polymorpha
Lineage: Eukaryota; Fungi; Ascomycota; Pichiomycetes; Pichiales; Pichiaceae
Exons: 2
Coding region: 2414-4942 (842 amino acids)
Biological process (GO): glucan catabolic process
Molecular function (GO): beta-glucosidase activity
Source: RefSeq, a predicted model, not a curated record
GCACUUCCUGCCAGAAGACCCAUUUUCUACGGUCAAUUUUGCUCUCAAGGGAGCAAUUUACGAAAACCCAAACUUGUCUCUUCUAUCCAAAGAGCGUGUCUUAUUUAACAACAACUUUGACCCCAGAAAAGUAGCAUUAAUCUCUGGUGGAGGGUCUGGCCAUGAACCUGGCUGGUAUGGUUUUGUCGCCGACGGCAUGCUCACUGCAUCCGUGCAAGGAGAGAUCUUCGCGUCUCCAAACUACAAAAACAUCCAGGCAGCAGAGAAAGUUGUCCAUUCUGAGGCGGGCACCAUCUUUCUCAUCACCAACUACACGGGGGAUAACCUGUACUUUGGCAUGGCUGCGCAAGAACUUGUCAACAAGUACGGCGAGGACAAAAUUCGCAUUUUGCGCACGACAGACGACGUGGCAGUCCCACGAUCCAAGAGCGACCGCGUUGGCCGCAGAACGCUCAGCGGGAUCACCAUCAUGGCCAAGGUGCUUGGUGCGUGUGCCGAUGAGUUCCAUGACAUCGACACCGUGUACAAGCUGGGUGUGUCUGUCAACGCCAACAUUGCUUCAGUCAACGCCGGGCUCGAUCACGUGCACAUCCCCACGCACGAUGCAACCACCGACUGGGGUCAGCUGAGACAGAACGAGCUCGAGCUUGGGCUCGGCGUGCACAAUGAGCCCGGCGUGAAGCGGCUCGAUUAUGUUCCUGCAAACGAGGAGCUUGUCCAGAUCCUGCUCAAGUACAUCCUAGACAUGACAGACCCGGAAAGAGGGUAUUUCCUGUACGAAAAGGGCGACAAGAUCGUUUUGCAGCUCAACAACUUGGGUGGGGUGUCGCAUUUCGAGCUGUUGGCCAUUUUGACCGAAACAGUGCACCAGCUGAAGCGCGACUACGGCCUGGACAUCACCAGGGUUUACCACGGCCACUUUGUGACCAGUUUCAACGCGCAGAUAUUUACACUGACACUGUUCAACGUGACCAAGGCGGCUACCGCAGAGUUCCCUGUUGAGAAGCUAUUUGAGUAUCUCGACAAGCCUGUGCGGGCGUCAAACUGGCCGGCAAAUUACUACACCUCAUUGGAGCCAAUUGACGUCCAGAGUCGUGUGAUUGACGACUUCAAGCACUACGACGAGGACCUCGCAGCAGAAAAGUCGCCAACUAAAGGAGACAUCAAUGUCAAUCCGGACACACUGGAAUCAGUGAUUCGAACAGCUGUUCGCAAUGUCAUUGCUAGAGAGCCCGAACUGACUAUCUGGGACACCAAGAUGGGGGAUGGCGACUGUGGAGAAGGCCUCAAGAUUGGAGCUGAGGCAGUACUACACCGUCUGGAAAAAGACCGGUUUACGGCAAGUGGAUCGUUGCUGCAAACUCUUGAGUCCUUGCUCAAAGUCGUCAAAGACUCGAUGGGCGGCACGUUGGGGGCCAUUUUGUACAUUUUCCUGCAAGGCUUGACCAACAAGCUGGAGUUGUUGCUGGAGAGCAACGAGACACCGCUGCCACUGGCGUUUGCCGACGCCAUGGACUAUGCAAUUGAGAACCUGUGCAAUUUCACAAAAGCGCGCGAGGGUGACAGAACAGUGAUGGAUGUGUUGAUUCCGUUCUGUCGUGAGUUUUCGCAGUCGAAAAACUUGGGUCAGGCCAUUAAAAAGGCGCACACAGCUGCAGAGGCAACCCGGAAAAUGAGGCCCAAGCUGGGAAGGGCCAGUUACGUGGGGAUCGAGGACAACGAGACAGAUUUCCCGCCAGACCCUGGAGCAUACGGUGUGUACGAAAUUAUCGCUGCCCUCGGCGAGGGGCUCAGCCAUUGAUGUGGUUGUAAUGAAAAAAAACCCCGUUACCCAAUUUGUAGUGUCUUGUGCCGUUCGUGGCGGCUUUGAACAGGGACGCUGCAGUGUAAUGGGCAAAACUAGCAUUGCUGCAUUUCUCCGAUUCGUCGAAAGAUCUAAAGAUCCCCGUUUUCGGAAGCAGCAAUUCCCAGGCUGGCUUGUUUGGCCUGGACCGUUCUCGACACCUGCAGACGGAACAAUAAUGGUCUACAAAAAUGCCGGCGGCGAAUUUCCCCGGACGUCCACAAAACAAUAGCGAUCACCUUGGGACAAUUUUUGCAUAUACAGGGUACCCCACAAAAAAUCUUGCAUAUCCUAUUGUCAAGAAAAGUUUUUCCACGAGAAUUCUGCUAUAGUGGGACAAUAACGUUAGUGACCGGAGCGGGGAGAGCAGAACAGGAGUUAAAUAAGCGCUGAACAUUAACUAUAUGGAUCACGAUCAACUAGAAUGACAAGGUUACCGCUCAUGACAAGCUCUCGCACUCAAUUGGGCUCUCAAACCAAAAUUUACCGCUUAUGUAUUCCAACCACCUUAGCGUCCAAUUUAGUCCUGUUGCUAAUGCUGACGUUGCAGCAAAAUAAUCUACAACCUGCAUGUCUCUCAAUAUUAAUCCGAUCGGGCAACUUGCAAAUAUGAGGUCACUAUCCCAUUCCCGAAAACGCUAUAAAGACUGGCGCCUGCCUCCCCAUUUUCCAUUGCACCAUGAAGAACUUUCUAUCAUAAAAAGAGAGGACAUUGAUUACGAGGAGCUCGAGCACUACUGGUCGUAUGGCCGCUCCGAACCUGUCUACCCUAGUCCCCAGAUUUCUGGCAUCGACGACUGGGGCGAAGCGCUUAACAAGGCCAAGGCGCUCGUCGACCAGAUGACCAACGAGGAGAAAAACAACGUCACUUACGGCUACGCAGUGACCACCACUGGGUGCUCUGGUAUGUCGGGCAGUGUUCCGCGGCUCAAUUUCCCCGGCCUUUGUCUGCAGGACGCAGGAAACGGUGUCCGUGGCACAGACAUGGUCAACUCCUACCCGGCAGGUCUGCAUGUGGGGGCGUCUUGGAACAAGGGACUGGCCUACGAAAGGUCGCUCCACAUGGGUGGAGAAUUCCGCAACAAGGGCGUCAACGUCGCGCUGGGCCCUGUGACUGGGCCAGUCGGCAAGAUCGCCAGGGGCGGUCGUAACUGGGAAGGUUUCUCGAACGACCCUUACUUGUCGGGUGCCUUGACGGGCGAGACCAUCCGCGGCUUGCAGGAAUCGGUUAUUGCGUGCGUCAAGCACUUGGUUGCAUAUGAGCAAGAAGCCAGCAGAAACCCACAGUUCGGACUGGUCAAAGGUACCCAUAACCACUCGAUCUCGUCCAAUGUCGACGACAAAACCAUGCACGAGCUGUACAUGUGGCCGUUCCAGGAUGCCAUUAAGGCUGGCGCCGGUUCCGUCAUGUGCAGCUACAACAGAAUAAAUAACUCCUAUGCUUGUGAAAAUAGCAAGGUGAUGAACGGCCUGCUCAAGGAGGAGCUUGCUUUCCAGGGCUUUGUGGUGUCUGACUGGGACGCCCAGCACACCGGCGUUGCCAGUGCCGAGUCUGGUCUCGCCCAGCACACCGGCGUUGCCAGUGCCGAGUCUGGUCUCGACCUUGCCAUGCCCGACUCUGUUUAUUGGGAAAACGGCACACUGGUCGAGGCCAUCAACAACGGCACUAUGGCACAGAGCAGACUCGACGACAUGGUCACCCGUAUCGUUGCCGCAUGGUACAAACUCGCCGAGAUCGACGACCCAGGUUUUGGUCUGCCGUACGACCUGACUCAGCCACACGACCUGGUCGAUGCACGUGACCCGGCCUCUGCGGACACAAUUCUGCAAGGAGCCGUCGAGGGCCAUGUUCUACUCAAGAACAAGAACAAUGCUCUGCCGCUCAAAAAGCCAAAGGCUCUUGGUCUGUACGGCUACGACGCCACGGUCGCCGCCAGAAACUUCCUGAUGGGCACAAGUUUCGAGCUCUGGAAUUUCGGUCUCACCAACACGCUCACCUACUCAAACGGCACCGACAUCGACCUUGCAGACCUCUGGAGACUGUUCCUGUCGUCUUACGACCCUACCCAAAGUGGCCCAGACGUUGCGCUGAACGGCACGUACAUUGUGGGCUCUGGUUCUGGUUCCAACACGCCUUCCUACAUCGAUGCUCCGUACGACGCUUUCAUGCGCCAGGCCAAGCUGGACGGCACAUGGCUCAGCUGGAACUUCAUUGACCAGGAUCCAAAGGUCAACGGCGGCAACGACGCAUGCAUUGUGUUCAUCAACGACGCCUCGUCCGAGGGCUGGGAUAGACCGACGCUGCGCGACGACUACUCCGACGAGCUGGUCAAGAACGUCGCUUCCAAAUGCAGCAACACCAUCGUCGUGGUCCACAACGCUGGUGUCCGCAUUGUGGACAGCUGGAUCGACCACGAGAACGUGACUGCCCUGGUGUUUGCUCACUUGCCGGGCCAGGACUCCGGCCAGGGUCUGAUCGACGUGCUAUACGGCAACCAGUCUCCAUCCGGAAGACUGCCAUACACCGUGGCCAAAAACGAAUCUGACUACGGCAUUCUGUUGGAUCCUAUUGUCCCAGAAGGCACCGUCGACAUGUACUACCCUCAGGACAACUUCACCGAGGGCCUGUACAUCGACUACAAGCACUUCCUCAAGUACAACAUCACCCCUCGCUACGAGUUCGGCUACGGUCUCACCUACACGACGUUUGACUAUGCCAACAUCUCCAUCACUAAGCAGAAUGCAGACACCUCCCAGUUCCCUCCAGAGACGACUGUUGUCCAGGGUGGUAACCCUACCCUGUGGGAGGUGGUUGCCACGGUCACGUGUGACGUCACGAACUCGGGCAACGUCACUGCCGCCGAGGUUGCCCAGCUGUACGUGGAGAUUCCUAACGGGCCAGGCCGUGUUCUGCGGGGCUUCGACAAGAUCUCCAUCGGCCCUGGCGAGACCAAGACGUUUGUUUUCGACCUGACCCGGCGUGACCUGAGCACGUGGGACGUCGAGAACCAGAAUUGGGCUCUGCAAAAGGGAGACUACCCGAUAUACGUCGGCAAGAGCGUUCUGGACAUCCAGCUGACAGGAACGUUGUCUAUCUAGACAGAAGAUAAGAUCUCAGAUCUUGGAAUAGUUUUCAUUUCUUUCGUGCGGUAUCGCCGCAUUUUCUGUAUAGGUAUCUAAUACAUGUGCAGCUUUUUCAACAAGUACGCUGAGACAGCUAUCCAUGCCAAAAAUCUCAUCAUUGGCAUGGACGUCGGGGGCACAAGUCAGCAACCACACCGGACGUGUCUGACGGGAUCGAGAAGUCCAUCAGGGCCGUUCUGGAGGCGCCAGAUAGCCUUUUCUCAGGAAACCAGAUCUCCACUGUCACAAUCGGCACCACGCACAAUGCUGUCGUUGAGCACGACUAGAUCCGGCUGGAGAAAGUGGCGGACGGCAGGAGCUCGCCACCGUUCGGCGAGUUUUCCGACGA